Babjeviella inositovora NRRL Y-12698 is the source of this 936-nucleotide messenger RNA. It is a transcript of the gene ANT1, whose product is annotated as Ant1p. The record is from RefSeq and is a predicted model, not a curated record. The transcript has a single exon. Lineage: Eukaryota; Fungi; Ascomycota; Pichiomycetes; Serinales. The coding region runs from base 1 to 936 and encodes 311 amino acids.
AUGUCUUUAACACCAGCAGAAAAAGCGGCGUCUGGCGCCUUGGCGGCCAUGGUCGCCAACGCCUCCGUAUACCCGUUGGAUUUGGCAAAGACAGUCAUCCAGACGCAGCAGCACGAUAAUAAGGAGUUCAAGAACACUAUGGAUGUGUUCAAGAAGGUGUACGCGAAGCGCGGGAUUCCGGGCUUGUACCACGGUCUCUUCUCCAGUUUAGCAGGCUGUGCCGUGCAGAACUUUGGCUACUUCUACUGGUAUACGGUUGUGCGCAGGGUCUACGCGUCUUGGGUGGCCAAAAGAGGCGGCAGCACCAGCAAUUCCACUUCGGUGGAGUUGUUGUUAGGUAUGGCUGCCGCGGCCAUCUCCAACAUGUUCACAUUGCCGGUCGGCGUCAUCUCCACCAAGCAGCAGACCGACCCCCAGCAAAAGUCCAUCAUCGGAGUCAUCCAGGACAUUUACAAGGAAGACGGGAUCACCGGGUUCUGGGCCGGCUUGAAGGUCAGCCAGAUCUUGUGCAUUAACCCAUCCAUCACCUAUGGGGUGUUUGAGAGAUUAAGAACUGUUGCGUUCCAGAACAGGAAGCACUUGAAGCCAUGGGAGAGCUUCGUUGCCGGGAUGGUCUCCAAGACCUGUGCAACCAUUGCCACCCAACCAUUAAUCAUUUCCAAGGCGUUGUUACAGAAGAAACACAGAUCAGGCAGUGGUAAGGAGGCCGAAGACGGUGCCGAAACCGGGAACCGCAAGUUCAAGACGUUCAACGAGGCGUUGAUCUACUUGUACCAGACCGAUGGCCCACGCGGAUUGUGGAAGGGAGUGUUGCCGCAGUUGAGCAAGGGAGUAAUUGUCCAGGGGUUGUUGUUCAGCUGCAAGGACCAGUUGGACUUAGUGUUUAUCCAAUUGCUCCAGUGGAUUUCCUUGCAGAAGGCUGGUGCCUUGAGAUAG